This is a messenger RNA of Penicillium maclennaniae, 342 nucleotides long. RefSeq lists its product as uncharacterized. Lineage: Eukaryota; Fungi; Ascomycota; Eurotiomycetes; Eurotiales; Aspergillaceae. The record is from RefSeq and is a predicted model, not a curated record. The transcript is spliced from 2 exons. The coding region runs from base 1 to 342 and encodes 113 amino acids.
AUGGAGUCAUCGAGAGGGCGAUCGCAACUGGGCCAGCUGUACCUGCGCUAUCAAUUGGCCAUUCGCAAUGGACGCGGAGACGAUCCGUUCGGUCUUGUUGACUAUCGGCUGCUCAUUCCGGAGCUUACUGUAUCCAGCACAACGGCACAACGGCACAACAGCACAAAACACAAAGCUCAAUGCAUCAUCUUUCGCCUCCCCCUGAUAUCAGAGAUUGGUAGCAAGGACCUGUCGCACCGCAGUGGAGAGGUGAUCGGCCACACAAAAGCCGGCGAGUGGAUUGUUCCUGGCUUGACGCAUGAAAAACUGGCCCAGGACGGUCGCAAGUGGCCAACUCGAUGA